Molecule: messenger RNA, 1113 nt
Organism: Anolis carolinensis (green anole)
Lineage: Eukaryota; Metazoa; Chordata; Lepidosauria; Squamata; Anolidae
Product: Krueppel-like factor 3
Exons: 1
Coding region: 201-764 (187 amino acids)
Source: RefSeq, a predicted model, not a curated record
CUCAGGUUCCCCACACAACAAGGCCAGCGGGACUCCGGGAAAGGAAAGGCCCGGACAGCAGGGACUUCGCGAGCCACUUUUCCACCGGCUGGGGAAAGUUUCCCAAAAAAGCAGUUACCCAGAAAACACUUGCAAGUAAGAUACAAGAUAAUCUCUUGGAGAUCUGAGCAACAUUGCCACAAAUAGAGUUGGCUGAGAAGAUGCUAAUGUUUGACCCAGUACCUAUCAAACAAGAAGUGAUGGAACCAGUUCCAGUGUCAUUCAAUUCUAGUUAUAUGGAUCACAUGAAAGCCAACAAAUUCAGUGUCAUUUAUUCAACGCCGAAUAUGAUGCACAAUAAAUUCUACCAGUUUCCAGAAGAAUUGUGCAAUGGAGUUCAAAUUGAGCCCGUUGAUCUCACAGUGAACAAGCCAUCUUCAGCCGGAAGUUCUCCUUCUCCUCUGAAAUUCCAGAAUGCACACAGGAUAGCUUCGCCUGGAUUAAAUCAACCCUCACCCAGCCCUCCAAUGAAGAAAUUGACGCCACCAGGAAUACAGCCUUUCCCUAUGCCAUUAACUAUUCCUCCAGUGAUGGCAGCUCUUUCACGCCAUGGACUUCAAAGUCCUGGGAUACUUCUAGUUAUACAGCCAGUCCCUUUUAUGUACGCCCCUCACCUUCAACAACCUCUUAUGGUAUCCACAGUCCUUUCAGAAGAGUUGGAAACUCCAAGUAGUGUGCCAGUCUCUGUAAUUGAGUGUUACGAGAAUAUAGGAAGGGAAGGUUAAGGUAUUUCCUGGGCUUAAUUCCUGAGAAUCCUGGCUUUCAAGUUCUCUGUUUUGCUCCUUGCUCUUUUGACUCCCAGUCUUGCUUUGUUUUUUUAUUUACUUAUUGCAAUGCUUUGCCUUUUUCAGAGUUUAAAGGUCAUGUCAAUCUGUCUUCUCCUUUCUUUAUUCUCUUUCCUAGGCAGCUGUUAAGAGUCUGGAUGUGUUAUCUAAUCUUACCAUAUUUAAGAGUGGCUGAAUCAUUCUGGAAUCUCUCCAUUCAAUCUCACUGCCAGCUGAAUCACCUGCCCGACAUCAUAGCUGGAGGUGUUCUGAUCUCUGUGUGACCAUCAGAAAAAACAAAUGUGUUUCA